AUGAAACAAGAUCCACAAUUCUUUGGCAAAAUUCUGUGGAGCGAUGAAUUCACUCUUCAAAAAGGCGGAUACGUUAACAUGCAUAUUCUGCACAGCAAGCAACUCUCAAAUCUGCAUCUAAUGCGAGAAGAAAGAUCACAAUACCAGUUUAAAAUACAUUUUUGGACUGGUAUAUUAAACGUAAAAAUCAUUGAGCCAUUUGAACUGCCUGGAAAAUUAUCUGGACAAAGUUAUUUGAAUUUUCUACAAAAUGAUCUGCUAAAUUUAAUGGAAGAAAUGUCUGAGGAGAGUUCACGUAUACUGAUUGUUCUUGCGGAAGGACGGUAA
This is a messenger RNA of Parnassius apollo (apollo), 327 nucleotides long. Lineage: Eukaryota; Metazoa; Arthropoda; Insecta; Lepidoptera; Papilionidae. The record is from the annotation of a GenBank genome assembly.